This is a messenger RNA of Nematolebias whitei (Rio pearlfish), 847 nucleotides long. RefSeq names its product transcription factor BTF3. The transcript is spliced from 6 exons. The record is from RefSeq and is a predicted model, not a curated record. Gene Ontology annotation, cellular component: nascent polypeptide-associated complex; cytosol. Lineage: Eukaryota; Metazoa; Chordata; Actinopteri; Cyprinodontiformes; Rivulidae. The coding region runs from base 67 to 555 and encodes 162 amino acids.
UUCCGGUCUUCAGUCCUUUCCGAUUUUAUCGACUGUUGUGUGACCCGCGUGUGUACACACUCCCAGAUGAAGGAGUCGAUAAUGAACCAGGAGAAGCUUGCCAAACUGCAGGCGCAGGUCCGCAUAGGCGGCAAAGGGUCAGCCCGCAGGAAGAAGAAGGUGGUGCACAGAACAGCUACAGCAGAUGAUAAGAAGCUGCAGUUUUCACUGAAGAAACUGGGCGUCAACAAUAUCUCUGGCAUUGAGGAGGUUAAUAUGUUUACAAACCAGGGCACAGUGAUCCAUUUUAAUAACCCAAAAGUUCAGGCCUCCUUGGCUGCCAACACUUUCACGAUCACGGGGCACGCUGAGAACAAACAGCUAACAGAGAUGCUCCCAGGAAUCCUAAACCAGUUGGGAGCAGACAGUCUUACCAGCCUCAGGAGACUAGCAGAGUCUCUGCCCAAACCAGGUGGAGAGAGCCAAGUUCCUACAAUUGCUGCUGAAGAGGAGGAGGAUGAGGUUCCAGAUCUUGUAGAAAACUUCGAUGAAGCUUCAAAGAACGAAGCAAACUAACCAGCACCGGCGGUGCAUGUCAGGGUUGUCCGUGGGUCAUCGCAUUCAGCAGAGAAAUCUUUUGUUGAUCUCUCCAUUCUUCAUGGCUACAGACGGAACUGGAUUUUUAGGAGUCACAUUUACAGUAACUCUUGUCCUGUGUGGUUCUACAGUUCAGUGUAAACUAUUCAGUAUCAUGUGCACAGCCUUCUUUUUCUCACACACAGUUUCUUCUGCAUUGUAAAGCCAACACAACAAAAAUGUAUUGAGCUUAAUUAAGCAUGUAAUAAAGAUUACGUUUAACAUUCUUUUA